Messenger RNA from Vespula vulgaris, 1685 nucleotides. RefSeq names its product adenylyltransferase and sulfurtransferase MOCS3 (gene Uba4). Gene Ontology annotation, biological process: protein urmylation; tRNA wobble position uridine thiolation. The record is from RefSeq and is a predicted model, not a curated record. Lineage: Eukaryota; Metazoa; Arthropoda; Insecta; Hymenoptera; Vespidae. The transcript is spliced from 5 exons. Gene Ontology annotation, cellular component: cytoplasm; cytosol. The coding region runs from base 375 to 1685 and encodes 436 amino acids. Gene Ontology annotation, molecular function: adenylyltransferase activity; URM1 activating enzyme activity; thiosulfate-cyanide sulfurtransferase activity.
AUAUAUUAUAGAAUUGUUAAUCUAGAUUAAAAAAUCAACUUUCUGUACUUAUUUUUUUUCAAAGACCAUAUAACCCGGUCUAUAUACGAUUAAUGAAUUUUAACAUAUACAUAUAAGUGUAUAUAUAUUUGAGGAAAUUACACCGAUGUAUUAUUGCACCAUCUAACUUUAUAGAUAUAGAAUUAAAAUCGUAGAGAGUUAAAGUUCAUAUUGUAAUUUGAGGUCCAUGGCUCCAUUACUUCAUACACAGCACACAGCUUCGUAUACAGUAUAUAAUACACACAAAAAUAACUUGUGAAAUAGCAACGUUGAUUCGAAGAGAAAUAAUAUUCUUUGAAUAUUUUUUUCUAUUAUUAUCUUUCUCUAAUAAAGACAUGGACGAAGAAGAAUUGAUAAAUGAGAUUGCUAAAUUACGUGAGCUUUUACAUGAAAAAGAAUCUGCGUUAGCUAAUAUAAGGCGCGCGAAACAAAUUCCACGUGACCACGGUUUGAAUAACGAUGAAAUUAGCAGAUAUAGCAGACAGAUUUUUUUGCCAGAAAUUGGUGUAACAGGACAAAAAAAAAUAAAGGAAUCUUCAGUACUUAUCGUGGGAGUAGGUGGAUUAGGUUGUCCUUCCGCAUUGUACUUAACUUGCAGUGGUAUUGGACGUAUUGGACUUGUUGAUUAUGAUAAUAUUGAAAUUAAUAAUUUACACAGACAGGUCUUAUUCACGGAAGGAACUAUUGGAAUGCCUAAAGUAACUGUAGCUGCAGAAUUUCUCAACAAGUUAAAUAGUUAUACCGAAGUCACUCCUUAUAAACUUCAGUUGGACAGUAGCAAUGCUUUAAAAAUUAUAGAAUUGUAUGAUAUUGUAUUGGAUGCAACUGACAAUGUAGCAACGCGUUAUUUAUUAAACGAUGCGUGUGUCUUAAGUAACAAACCUUUGAUCUCUGGAUCAGCAUUGCGUUUUGAAGGACAUUUGUCUGUAUUUAAUUACAAAGGUCCUUGUUACCGAUGUAUCUUUCCUAAACCACCAUCUCCUGAAACAGUAACUAAUUGUGGUGACGGUGGUGUACUUGGAGCAGCCGUUGGAACAAUUGGUGUUUUGCAAGCAGUGGAAGCUAUUAAAGUAAUCCUUGAUAUGCCUGAAACACUUUCGGGCCGCUUGUUAGUAUUUGAUGGAAUCGAAACGCGAUUUCGUAAUAUCAAUUUACGUACCAGGAAUCAAGAAUGUGCUAUUUGUGGAAAAAAUCCAAUUAUAAAAGAAUUAAUUGAUUAUGAACAGUUUUGUGGUGCAAAAGCAAAUGAUAAAAAUCCUAAUUUAAAUCUACUCAAAAAUGAAGACAGAAUUACAGUUGAAACAUAUCAUCACAUAACAAAAUUUAACACAGAAGAUCACUUAUUAAUUGAUGUGCGUUCACCCGAAGAAUUUCAAAUUUGUCGUUUGAGAAAUUCUAUAAAUAUUCCAUUGUAUGAGAUUUACAAGGAUAAUGCUACUAAGCAAAUAAAAAGUGAAAUAGACAAACAGGACAAUGGAAAAACAAUAUCAAAAGUUUAUGUUUUAUGUAGAAGAGGAAAUGAUUCACAGAAAGCAGUAAAACAUCUUCAACAGAUAUUUAAAGAUAGUAAAUUAAAUAUAAAAGACAUCAUUGGAGGAAUUCAUGCCUGGAGUAAUAAAAUUGAUUCAACAUUUCCUAUUUAUUGA